This is a messenger RNA of Pieris macdunnoughi, 930 nucleotides long. NCBI's taxonomy places the organism in Eukaryota, Metazoa, Arthropoda, Insecta, Lepidoptera, Pieridae. The record is from the annotation of a GenBank genome assembly.
AUGGACAUAAUAAACCGAAUAGUCGCCGGUUAUCAUGACCUCAUGGACAACAAAAGUGACCAGAGAGUGAAAGAUUGGUUCCUAAUGUCUUCACCUUUCCCCACAUUAUGCAUCUGUCUCACAUAUGUUUUCGUAGUAAAGGUAAUAGGUCCACAAUUUAUGAAAAACCGGAAGCCCUUCGACCUAACACGCGUGUUGAUUUGGUACAACCUAUUUCAAGUAGUCUUCAGCGCAUGGCUGUUUUACGAAAGUGUGCUCAGUGGAUGGUUCUGGUCUCAUAGUUUUAGAUGCCAACCCGUAGACUACUCUAGAACUCCACAUGCUAUGAGAACAGUAGCUGGUUGUUGGUGGUAUUACUUCUCAAAGUUUACAGAAUUCUUCGACACGUUCUUCUUCAUAUUACGGAAGAAGUUUGAUCAUGUAUCGAAGUUGCACGUCAUUCAUCACGGCAUCAUGCCUAUGUCUGUCUGGUUUGGAGUCAAGUUCACGCCUGGCGGUCACUCGACGUUCUUCGGAAUGCUGAACACGUUUGUACAUAUCGUUAUGUACUCAUACUACCUCCUGGCAGCCCUAGGUCCUAAGGUUCAGAAGUACCUCUGGUGGAAAAAGUACAUCACAGUAAUACAAAUGAUUCAGUUCGUGCUGGUGUUCUUACAUGCCUUCCAACUUCUCUUUAUCGACUGCGACUACCCCCGAGCCUUCGUCUGGUGGAUCGGAAUGCACGCUGUCCUCUUCUACUAUCUAUUCUCUGAUUUCUAUAAACAGGCUUAUCUUAAGAAAGCCAAGAGGGCAAAAGCUGCAGAAAACUUAAUAGCGGAAGAUAAGGCAGACUCAAAAGACAGAGUUUUGCCUCUCCUCAAUGGCUUCAGCAAUGGAUCCACGCUGGGUGACGUACGGCAAAGAGUGGCAGGCGCUGUUGCAUCACAAUAG